Messenger RNA from Papaver somniferum (opium poppy), 1314 nucleotides. RefSeq lists its product as uncharacterized. The coding region runs from base 74 to 817 and encodes 247 amino acids. Lineage: Eukaryota; Viridiplantae; Streptophyta; Magnoliopsida; Ranunculales; Papaveraceae. The transcript is spliced from 2 exons. Gene Ontology annotation, biological process: asymmetric cell division. The record is from RefSeq and is a predicted model, not a curated record.
UAUUGUUUCUCUCUCUCCGAAGUUAACAACUCAAACUUGAUUUAUCUCUCGGCAGCCCUAAUUUCUUUGAAGAAUGUGGCAACUCGUUGUAGCUGCAGCAGUUGCAGGAUGUGGAAUGUACGCGCAACAUUUUCUUAAAAACGUAGAUCAAGCUACGAAAAUACUUGUUCAUGAGGAGGAGAAUGAAUUUGUUGAUCCUGAGAUUAACGAAUCCUGUGAUGAUCAAGCUACUAAAGGUAUUUAUGAGGAGGAGAAUGAAUCUGUUGAUCCCGAGAUUAGUAAAACCUGUGAUGAUCCUAAGAGCUCCGGGGAACAAAAUAUGGUAGUUGAGAAAGAAAAGGGAAUCUUUAGGUUUUCUAGUUUAGAUCCCGGUGGGUCUAGAUUGGGUUUGCUGAAAAAGGUGGGAUUAAGGAAAAAUGUGGGGAGGGUUAGUAAGAGAAGAAUUAAGGUUGAGAAAUAUAAUACUUGUGUGGAGGAGGAGAGAAACAAAGGAAAGAAAAUCUCACUUCACUUGAAGAAAAGAAGAACUAACAAGAAUGCACAAAGAAAAUGUGGAUCGUUUUCUUCUAAUGGUGACCCAUCAUUUGGUUGGGGGAUAGGUCUUGGGAUUAUGUGCAUGAUUUCAGCUGGGAAGGCUGAGAUUAACAAGAUGAAUGAGGCUAUAGAGGAAACUGCAAAAGUCGUUAGUAAUUUAAAUUCUGUGCUCAGUAAAAGAAAACUAUCCCGCUACCAUGAGAACGCCGGUUAUGAAAAAGUAAAUGAUGGAUCCUCCAAGGUAGUGGAAGACAAGAAUAAGCAACCACCUGAGAUAUUGUAAGUAUCAAGGGUGCAUGUCCAGAUGACACCAAAGUUUUGGGCCAUUCAUCAAUUGACGGGGAGUCUGAUAGUAGUACUCUAACAGAAGAGCCAGAUUUUGCUCAGCUGGAAGCAGAGCUGGAAUGUGAACUGCUCAAAAUUUCUAAUCAGGUAGGUCUUUUAGAAUAGCACAUCAUUUCCUAAAGCUGAGUCAUAUUAGAAAUGAAUUGUAUAUGGUGCUUUUGUUCUAGCAUGUACUGAGACUGUCACUUGGUGGAUUUGAGCGGGUCACAGAUCAGGUUGACUUUGUUAAAGUAUUUGUUGCCACUGUAACCAUGUGUGCCAUCAUCAGUGGCAGCAUGAUAAGCUACUCUUAAUGGCUAGCUGUAGAAGGUAAAAGUUGUUGUAAACGUCAAUGUGGUUUGUGAAAUAACUCCUCUUUUUGAUGGUGACAUGGUCCGGAUAUUGUUAGAAACAACUUGUUAUUACAAUAACUCGAAUUGCCGUACAAUAACUAAC